GGGCGAAAGGGGCGGGGCUAACCGGGAACCUCGGUGGCCGUUAGGGAGGUGUCAUGGCUGCUCCUGUCGGGGAAUCGGGUCACCCCCGAGGUAUUGACAAGAACCCGGAUCAAAGCUGCAGCUUUUACCGCGAGGUUCUAGCUGGUUUCCUCCGCUCUCUCCGCACCCUGACAGGGCAGCUUAACCUUGGAGAUGAUGUGGUGAAAAUUACAAUCGAUUGGAACAAGCUUCAGAGCCUCUCAGCACUCCAGCCAGCAUUGCUCUUUAGUGCUCUUGAACAACAUGUUUUAUAUUUUCAGCCUUUUUUAGAAAGACUUCAGCGCUUGAUUAAAGAGGAAGAUAUAACUGCCAUCGAAGAGGCUGCUAUAACAAAAUCAGUCAACAAAAAUGAUACAAAAAUAUGCCCUGAUGAUAAUCUACAUGCAGAUGAAAAAUACAAAGAUCGUGGUUUGGAAAUUCUUAAAGACAAGCAAAUUAACUUUGAUCCAGAAGUAGUCCAGAUAAAAGCUGGAAAAGCAGAAAUUGACAGGAGAAUAUCAGCAUUCAUUGAACGAAAGCAAGCUGAGAUCAAUGAAAACAAUGUCAGGGAAUUUUGUAAUGUAAUUGAUUGUAAUCAAGAGAACAGCUGUGCAAGGACUGAUGCUGUUUUCACCCCUUAUCCAGGGUUUAAAAGUCAUGUCAAGGUUUCUAGAGUUGUGAAUACCUAUGGCCCACAGACUAGAACUGAAGGAACACAGGGAACUGGUCAUAAAAUUAAUAACAUGCUUCGUGACUGUGGGAACCAGGCUGUAGAGGAAAGACUGCAAAAUAUUGAAGCUCAUUUGCGAUUGCAUACAGGUGGUCCAGUACCUAGAGAUAUUUACCAGAGAAUUAAAAAACUUGAGGAUAAAAUCUUGGAAUUAGAAGGCAUUUCCCCUGAAUAUUUUCAAUCUGUUAAUUUUUCUGGAAAAAGAAGAAAAGUGCAACCACCACAACAGAACUAUUCAUUGGCUGAACUUGAUGAGAAAAUUAGUGCCCUUAAGCAGGCUCUGCUAAGGAAAUCCAGUGAAACAGAGUCCACAGUCACUGAUCAACUUCCAUAAUGAAGUGUCUUCAUUGUUGUUGUUGUUUUUGUUAUACAUGUAACUUAAGAAAUCGUUUAAUUACUGUAUAUCCCUUUAGACAGUAUUUUUUUAAAGUGUUGCUAGAAGUGUGAGUCUAGUCAUAUAAAUAAGUAAAACCUAGUAGUUAUUUUAAAACAUUUUGUGAAUGCUUUAAAAACAUAAAUACCUGAAUUUAUUCCCUUCUGUUGUAAAGGAGAUAUUUUAGCAUUGUUUUUUUUUCAGAAAGUUAACAAAAAUUAACUUGCAAAAUUGUAUUUUUAUCUGUAAUUAUUUGUGGACCAUGAAGGAUAAACCUCAUUUUAAAUAGUGUGCUAUUUUUAAAGAUUUUAUAUUUGUAAUAAUGGUAUGUUUUUUAAAAAUAUUAAGUGUCCUGUUUUUAGAAUGUCUGCUUUAAAA
Molecule: messenger RNA, 1499 nt
Organism: Dromiciops gliroides (monito del monte)
Lineage: Eukaryota; Metazoa; Chordata; Mammalia; Microbiotheria; Microbiotheriidae
Gene: MBIP
Product: MAP3K12 binding inhibitory protein 1
Exons: 9
Coding region: 54-1082 (342 amino acids)
Cellular component (GO): cytosol
Source: RefSeq, a predicted model, not a curated record